GUCGAGAACUCAAGAGUACGAGUAGCUUCAAGCUCCUGAUGUUGUUUCACUCAAUGCGAUACAAACAAGUCCCGUUUGUUCCUAACCGUGACAUCAUUCUCCUUUCAAAACCAAAUCGACGGACACUGAAAAGAAUAAGAACAUUCCUAGUUUGCAGUUCGAAGAUCCAAAAUCCUCAUGAAGAGGUUCCAGCCUUGUGGAAGAAGGACCAGGAGGUCCAUGUCCUUGUUCGCGAUCCGCAGAUUUCUCGUCGUGGCCGCGAUAAUUGUGGCGGCGGUGGCUAUCGGAGACGCCGAUCCCGAUGCCGAGUCCAGCCCCAUUCGCAGCGAAAAGUCUCAAGAAGGAUCAUCAUCGACAGAAGCCGAUGUCGUGGACGCGAGAGAAGAAGGUUCUGUUGUUUCUUCCUCUGCCAUCGAACCGGACCUACCCUUUAGUGACAUCAACAUUCUAGUUGUUUCGGAUGUCCAUUCCUUCGUCGGGGGACAUCCGCACGAGCCGGACCGAAACGCCGACUAUGGAGACCUCUUUUCGUUUCAUGAGCGCCUGAAGGAGCACUGUGAGGCAGAGGGCAAGGGCGAUCUGUUCCUGUUCAACAACGGCGACUGGCUGCACGGGACGGGAUUGGCCAUGGACGGAAACGCUACCAAUCUGUUGCCCAUUGUGAAUGCCAUGCCGUGGGAUUCUCUGACGAUGGGCCGACAGGAGGCAACGUACACGGAUGUCUUGCGGGACAUGAGCGAGACCAUGCUUCCAGCCUUUCACGGGAAGUACAUCACCAGCAACGUGGUUUGGAACGAAACAAAAGAGCCCUAUGGAAAGCGGUACCAAUUCCUGAAGGGCCGCAACUCUACAAUCCUGGUGUUUGGGUUUUUGUACGACGUGGCGAGUCCCUCAACGACGAUACAGGUCGUUCCGGUGGAGGAAGCAAUACAGCAGGAAUGGUUUCAGUCUCUUCUUCGGGACGACUACAAAGAAUACGAAUACGACGCCAUUGUAGUUUUGGCGCAAAUCGACGUGUACAGUCCCCUGAUCGAAGACAUUUAUGAAGCAAUUCGAGAGAACGUCGAUCCAAAUAUGCCCAUUCAAUUCAUUGCCGGGCAUUCCCACAAGCGCGAGCGUGUGAGCAGCAUCAAAAGGGAUUUCUUCGUGCACAAAAUGGAGCCCGGUGGUCUGUUCGACACAAUCGGCUGGGUGACCAUUCCGAAAUUCGAGGCCACCAAGGGGUGGUCUGGCAAGAGCCAGGAACUGAAAGAUGCAUUCCGGCAGGAAUUUCUAAACACAAGCAAAACCGUGUUGCGUUCACGCCUGGGCUUGAGAGACGAAGACCAGCAGGGGCUUGAGACGGCCGGGGGGAGGGCCAUUUCCAAAAUGAUCCACAAUACGCAAGAACGACUGGAAUUGAAUCAGAUCGUGGCCUGCCCCGGGCACGAUUACUUUCGUAACAUCUCUAUUCACGCCGACAACUCCCUUUGGAAAUUGUGGAGGGAACACGUCGUGCGGACCCAGAUCUUCAAAAAGGCCGAAGAUCGGGUCAUUAUGGUGUCCAAGAGAACCUUCCGUUACGAUCUACGUGGGAGUGGCAAGCACGACGCCAUGACCCUGGACGAUGUGGUGGCUAUCGCCCCCUACAUGCAAAAGGUUAUAUACGUGGGAGACGUUCCGGAUUGGAUGAUCCGCCGAAUGAACAACACCUUCAACACGUUUAGCCACCACAAUAUAAUUCCCGAUUACGUCUUGGCUGGAGACAUUGACGACGUCAAAACAGCCGAGUCUUAUCAACUAUAUACACACGAAGAGGAUGUUCCAAAAAUCAAGGCCAAGCUGGAAAAAUUCAAUUUCAAAGAUUUUGUUUUGAAACCCACGGGGCAACGAGAUACUUUGUAUUGGUUGAACUACGUUCGAAAUGCCUAUCCAUGCAAAGGAAGCGAGAACGAAAAGUUCAAGGUGCCCUAUUUCUACGAUCCAAACGAACUGGAGGAGGAAUCCACGGAUGGAAAAGUGACAAGCGAUGAAAUGGGAUUAGAUUUUGACGAACAAGGUUCCGAAAGUGACACCGAUGAGGAAAUUGUAUGGACCUUGCCUCCGGGAGAGGAAUACAAGGGAUACAUUCCCGGAAAAGGAGAAGUGAAAAAGGUCCCCGUGUCCGUCUAUGAAAAUUACAAGACACAAGAAGAACGCGACAAAGAAAAGCAGGAGAAAAAAGCCGCGGCAGCAAGCCGUCUCAGCAGCAAAAACCUCAAGUCCCAACUGCAGGAACGAAAAAAGACGCACAAAAAGAUUGUAAAGGGGUUUGCAGUGGUCUUUGCGUUCCUGAUCUUGUUCAUUCCCGUCGUGUGCUUGAUAAUGCAGGUAACGGGGCGAAACGACGACAACGAUGGCUUUGGCAGCGGGGGUGCUUUGUACGACCAAGAAGAAAUGAGAUUGCUGAAGCGGCGACGGAGGGGGGCAACGAAGAAAACACGUUCCAGAAAAGAUCGCAGCGGUUCGUUUCACGAACGACCGCUGAAAGAGAUCGAAAUCAUAUAAUAUAACAACAAACAUAAAUCUUAGCU
Molecule: messenger RNA, 2552 nt
Organism: Pseudo-nitzschia multistriata
Lineage: Eukaryota; Bacillariophyta; Bacillariophyceae; Bacillariales; Bacillariaceae
Source: the annotation of a GenBank genome assembly